Tachysurus fulvidraco (yellow catfish) is the source of this 2818-nucleotide messenger RNA. It is a transcript of the gene mlycd, whose product is annotated as malonyl-CoA decarboxylase. The transcript has 6 exons. Bases 1 to 1740 code for a protein of 579 amino acids. Lineage: Eukaryota; Metazoa; Chordata; Actinopteri; Siluriformes; Bagridae. The record is from RefSeq and is a predicted model, not a curated record. Gene Ontology annotation, biological process: fatty acid biosynthetic process; malonyl-CoA catabolic process; acetyl-CoA biosynthetic process. Gene Ontology annotation, cellular component: mitochondrial matrix; peroxisomal matrix. Gene Ontology annotation, molecular function: malonyl-CoA decarboxylase activity.
AUGAUAGCGAGCAGAUUUUUCGCGUCUAUGCGGUUCACAAGGACCUGGCGACACAGCUGUGUUACUGAUCCUGUAAAGAGCUUCAGACUGUGGACCUGGCGUUUAUGUUCCUCUGUCUCAGGACACAGUAGUAAUAAUAAGAAUAAUAAUAAUAAACACAUGAGGGUCGUUAUGGAGGACGUGCUGCGGAGGACUGUGGCUCCAGUACCGAAUUAUGAGACUAGAGAUAAAUCCCCUCCACCUCCUGACUCCAACAGCCUGGACUUCAUCCACUACUACAGAAAUCUGGGGAAGGAGCAGAGACUCGUGUUCCUGGAAAUGCUGGCCAGGGAUUAUGGCGUGGAUCACAGAGGAGCUGCAGAGAUGGCAAGGAAACUGGUCGACAACCAGUUAAGGGACGUGGCUACUGUAUUACAGGCAGAAGACAGACUGCGUUACAGUUUAACUCCAAGAUACAAACAAUUACUGAACCACAUUAGCAGGGUGGAGGGAGGGGUGAAGUUUCUGGUGGACCUCCGAGCUGAUGUUCUUGACUUUACAUCCAAAGUUACUGACAGCUCGCACUUGAGGAACCUGAGGAUGGGUUGUGGUAUCUAUGUGGAUUUUCCUCCUGGUCUUAAAAAGAGCUAUUUAUCUGUAGUGGGUGAGAGACACAAGGAGUUCCCCUGUCUAAACAGGUACUGGCUGGCUGACUGGAUGGUGGUUGUCAUCAUUAAUAGCCUACAGUGCCAAAUGACAGCAGUGUUCAUCAUAAUGGGCAGCUCUUUGAAGGAUCUUAACAGCACUUUGAAGAGUCUCCUGUCUGAGUGGUUCUCUGUUGGGCUUCUCUGUUUAGAGAGGAUCACAUGGCAGUCCCCUUGUGAGCUCCUUCAGAAGAUCAGCCAAUAUGAAGCGGUGCACCCCGUGCGUAACUGGACAGACAUAAAGCGCAGAGUCGGACCUUACAGACGUUGCUACUCCUUCACACAUGCCUCCAUGCCCGGAGAACCUCUAGUAGUCUUACACGUAGCCCUCACACAGGAUAUAUCGGAUAACAUCCAGAGCAUUGUGAGAGAGUUCACCACACUGGAUGCAGUAGAGGAAGUGGACAAGAUCAAUGCUGCUAUCUUCUACUCCAUCUCCUCCACCCAGGCUGGUCUGCAGGGGGUGGAGCUCGGCAAUUACCUCAUCAAGAGGGUGGUGCGAGAGCUGCAGAGUGAAUUUCCUCAUAUGGCUCAGUUCUCCAGUCUCUCUCCUAUCCCUGGCUUUACGUCAUGGCUGCAGGGUUUCCUGGCUCAGUACAGGAAGGAGGGCUGUGUCACUGAGCUGUUCUCUGAACAUGAGUGGACGGAAGUGGAGGAGGCGACAGGAGCAGUUUCUGGUGCUGCUGCCCUCGAUGCCCUGCGUGCCCUCCUCGCAUCUGGAGACUGGCAUCGUUCUGAACGCUUGACACGUGCUCUGGAGCCAGUCCUGAUGCGUCUGUGUGCCUGGUAUCUGUAUGGAGAGAAACGACGCGGUUAUGCCCUCAACCCCGUCGCCAACUUUCACCUCCAGAACGGCGCCACCCUCUGGAGGCUCAACUGGCACGCCGAUACUAGCCCUAGAGGCAUCACCAACUCGUGCGGCAUCAUGGUUAACUAUCGGUAUUUCCUGCAGGAUACUGCCAUCAACAGCAAAACCUACCUGCACAACAAAGUCAUCACAGCCUCGGACCACGUCCUCAACCUCGUCGAACAGUUCCAGAAGAAAAGCAAACUCUGAACAAAUUAAUCAGACCAAUCCAAGUUUUACAAGAGGAGACAGCAAGCUUUGGACUCAUAAUUCCAGAAUGCAAUACAGUUAUACAGUCUAAUCUAAUCUAAUCUAAUCUAAUCUGAUAGUUGCACAGAGACAGAGUAACAGCAGAGAAUCUUGUUUAGCCAUGUUUAGCCAUGUGCAAGUUGAAAAGCACAAUGGUGAUGAAUUUGGAGCAUUCAAGACUUAUCUGUUUAAGUAGAGUGACUAAGGAGGGUGUCUCCAUCUAAAGUCUCUUUAGAUGGAGACAAGCUCCAACUGGGAUCUCCAAUACCUGGUAGUCGAACGGGAGGAUUUUCCCUUUGAGUUUACAGUCGGUACUGAAAGCUUCCCCAGUACCACUAUGAGAUUGAGUACUUGCUUAUUUUUCUCAUGAUUUUAAGCAUUAAGUCAACACACCAAAUGAUGGUUCUUAGCAACAAAAGCUUUCCGAAAGUGAACUGUAUUGAUAUUACUAUUAGACAGGUUAACUUUAUAAAAAAAAAGAAGAAGACAUGUUGUUUAAAGCAUGCAGGUUUUAUAUGAUGGAUUAUUUAGGUUUUUAAAUAGUUUGAGCUUCAGUUGUAAACACAAACUUAUCACAAAAUGUUCCAACAUGAUCCUCUUGUAGGUAAAAAUAGAAACAGUCCAGUUUUUCAGUCCAUUCACUCAUUUAAAAAUUUGCUUGUGUGGUUCCUUUCAGCACAAAUAACACAAGUAUUAUUUCACUGCAGACUUGUGUGCUUUUGAAAGACUAGGAGUAACGAGGUGAGGAGAAUCUAUCAGAGCCUGUCAUGUCCCUACUUCACAUUGUGCGUUUGUGAGAACGAGGCAGAGCGAGUGGGCGGAGCCUGCUGGAAGAAAUGAGGCUUUGAUUUCUUUAUUUCCGCGAUGUCCAUUAGGCUGAAACGUUCACACGUGUGUCAUGCCAGCCCUUAUUUAUUUCUCCUCAUAUACCAAGAGAAGUAUGGCGGGAUAAGUGAACAAUUUAUAAGAAUGUGUUUUUGCUUCUGCCUAGAUUUAUGUAUAUAUUGAUUCAUUUGUAAUAAACGAUGGUCUGCAAUCA